UGUGCGCGCAGGGCGCAGGCGCGCCGGUCCCGGCAGCCCGUGAGACGCCCGCUGCUGGACGCGGGUAGCCGUCUGAGGUGCCGGAGCUGCGGGAGGAUGGAGCCGCUGAAGGUGGAAAAGUUCGCAACCGCCAACAGGGGAAACGGGCUGCGCGCCGUGACCCCGCUGCGCCCCGGAGAGCUGCUCUUCCGCUCGGAUCCCUUGGCGUACACGGUGUGCAAGGGGAGUCGUGGCGUUGUCUGCGACCGCUGCCUCCUCGGGAAGGAAAAGCUGAUGCGAUGCUCUCAGUGCCGCGUCGCCAAAUACUGUAGUGCUAAGUGUCAGAAAAAAGCUUGGCCAGACCACAAGCGGGAAUGCAAAUGCCUUAAAAGCUGCAAACCUAGAUAUCCUCCAGACUCCGUUCGACUUCUUGGCAGAGUUGUCUUCAAACUUAUGGAUGGAGCACCUUCAGAAUCAGAGAAGCUUUACUCAUUUUAUGAUCUGGAGUCAAAUAUUAACAAACUGACUGAAGAUAAGAAAGAGGGCCUCAGGCAACUUGUAAUGACAUUUCAACAUUUCAUGAGAGAAGAAAUACAGGAUGCCUCUCAGCUGCCACCUGCCUUUGACCUUUUUGAAGCCUUUGCAAAAGCUCUGAGCGUCUUGGAUGAAGACACGGUUUCUCCGAGGCCUUUCGGAAUGCUAUGCACAGGUCAUGUUUCUUCAUUACCAUUGAGGUUUGGAACCUCUGACUAUUUCAGCCUUCCAUUCUUGCCCUGUUUACAGGUGAUCUGCAACUCUUUCACCAUCUGUAAUGCAGAGAUGCAGGAAGUUGGUGUUGGCCUAUAUCCUAGUAUCUCUUUGCUCAAUCACAGCUGUGACCCCAACUGUUCGAUUGUGUUUAAUGGGCCCCACCUCUUACUGCGAGCAGUCCGAGACAUCGAGGUGGGAGAGGAGCUCACCAUCUGCUACCUGGAUAUGCUGAUGACCAGUGAGGAGCGCCGGAAGCAGCUGAGGGACCAGUACUGCUUUGAAUGUGACUGUUUCCGUUGCCAAACCCAGGACAAGGAUGCUGAUAUGCUAACUGGUGAUGAGCAAGUAUGGAAGGAAGUUCAAGAAUCCCUGAAAAAAAUUGAAGAACUGAAGGCACACUGGAAGUGGGAGCAGGUUCUGGCCAUGUGCCAGGCGAUCAUAAGCAGCAAUUCUGAACGGCUUCCCGAUAUCAACAUCUACCAGCUGAAGGUGCUCGACUGCGCCAUGGAUGCCUGCAUCAACCUCGGCCUGUUGGAGGAAGCCUUGUUCUAUGGUACUCGGACCAUGGAGCCAUACAGGAUUUUUUUCCCAGGAAGCCAUCCCGUCAGAGGCGUUCAAGUGAUGAAAGUUGGCAAACUGCAGCUACAUCAAGGCAUGUUUCCCCAAGCAAUGAAGAAUCUGAGACUGGCUUUUGAUAUUAUGAGAGUGACACAUGGCAGAGAACACAGCCUGAUUGAAGAUUUGAUUCUACUUUUAGAAGAAUGCGACGCCAACAUCAGAGCAUCCUAAGGGAACGCAGUCAGAGGGAAAGAUGGCGUGUGUCUUUGUUGAAUGCCUUAUUGAGGUCACACACUCUAUACUUUGUUAGCUGUGUGAACCUCUCCUAUUGGAAAUUCUGUUCUGUGUUUGUGUAGGUAAAUAAAGGCAGACGUGGUUUGCAAACCACAAGAAUCAUUAGUUGUAGAGAAGCACAAUUAUAAUAAAUUCAAAACAUUUGGUUGAGGA
This is a messenger RNA of Pongo pygmaeus (Bornean orangutan), 1734 nucleotides long. It is a transcript of the gene SMYD3, whose product is annotated as SET and MYND domain containing 3. Gene Ontology annotation, molecular function: protein binding; histone H4 methyltransferase activity. The transcript has 13 exons. Gene Ontology annotation, cellular component: nucleus. The record is from RefSeq and is a predicted model, not a curated record. Bases 97 to 1518 code for a protein of 473 amino acids. Lineage: Eukaryota; Metazoa; Chordata; Mammalia; Primates; Hominidae.